AUGUCCUUGGUACGCCCGGCGCGCCGCCUCCUUUCCCGCGCGCAAGCGCCACUUGCGCGCGCGGCGUCGACUUCAACGCCUGUAGCUCCCACCUCCCAAAAGCCGGGCAAGGAGCUGGGCAACCUCUCGCCAAAGGAGGUGGCCAACCUAACCCGCCCCCUCAUGCCUCACUACACUGUUGCGCGGUCGCCCGACUACCCGAACCACAUGAAGGAUGCGCCUCAGCACCGUAUCUACAACUUUCCCAACAAUACGUUCCCACCGUUGCCGGAGAGCGAGCACCCGAUCGCGUUGGGCGAAAACAUGGUCGCCAAGAACAUGCGCGUUUUGGGUGCGCUUACGGGAUACACCCGUCAGGAGCUUGAGGGCCUUUACCGGUACCCUGUUGAUAUGCGGCGUGUUGUGAACAUGACUAAGAAGGGCAAGAUGUCCUCGUUCUUCUCGGUAAUGGUUGUCGGCGACCCGAAGCGUGGACUGGUCGGUAUUGGGCACGGCAAGAACGAGAACGCUGGACAGGCGAAUAUUCGCGCCUUCCACCAGGCCGUGCUCAACAUGGACGCUGUGCCGCGUUUUGAGAACCGUACGCUGUACGGCCAGGGCUCCGACCUGCGCGUCAAGUGGCGCGCGACGACGGUGAUUAUGCGUGCGCGCCCACCCGGAUUCGGCCUGCAGGUUCCUCACGUGCUUCACCGCAUCUUCUCGGCGUGCGGAAUCCGCGACGCUAGCGCCCAGAUCCUUGGGUCGACCAACAAGACCCAGGUCGUCAAGGCUGCGCUCCAGAUCAUCCACGGUGGUGCGUUGCCACCUGGAUCGGGUACCGGCAAGAGCAGGGCGCGCAGGGAGAACAAGGGCGCUGGCAUGCGCACACUUCGCGAACUGGAGCGCAUGCGCGGACGCCACGGUAUCGACAUGAACCGCCACCUCUAG
Cutaneotrichosporon cavernicola is the source of this 927-nucleotide messenger RNA. RefSeq lists its product as uncharacterized. Gene Ontology annotation, molecular function: RNA binding; structural constituent of ribosome. The record is from RefSeq and is a predicted model, not a curated record. Gene Ontology annotation, biological process: translation. Bases 1 to 927 code for a protein of 308 amino acids. The transcript is spliced from 3 exons. NCBI's taxonomy places the organism in Eukaryota, Fungi, Basidiomycota, Tremellomycetes, Trichosporonales, Trichosporonaceae. Gene Ontology annotation, cellular component: ribosome.